AUGCUUCGGGUCUUGAAAAUCGGUUUGCCAUCGAACGGCAAUAGAAAAAAUAGGUAUUACGAAGUUCUGUAUGUUGGCGGUAUCGCUCAGGAGCGACGACUUGGGCGCAGAACGAAUCAGGAUGAGACUCGGAAUUCUUUGAUUUUGGACGAGCAGCAGCAGCAGCCUCGUCAGGAAGAGAAGCACCAGGUCCUCGACGCACAGGAUCCAACAGUAUCUCAACUCAACCCACAGCCUUCAGUCAGGCGACGACGAUCGCGUCAAGGCCUCGGGGUCCAACCAACGCCGCCAUUACGUCGGCAUAGACCCGGCUCUAUGCGGUCGAAAGAAAGCACACCAAGUAUCGAAUCACCCGAAAAUUCUGUCUCGGACGAUACCUUCAGAGACGUUUCAGCAUCAUCGUCGCUCUACGUCCUACCUGAACAGGAUUCGGAACCUCUCGUCAGUGGCAAAAGUUUUCAAUCAAGUGCAGAAAGGAAGGCCGUCAUCGCUCCCGGGGCACCUAUAUACGAUAAACCGCGGAAACUUUACUCUGGUAUAGGACAAGACCCCUCAUGGCCGGACGCGUCGGUGAACGUUCCGGCCACGGGUGGACAGCGAAGCGAUCGACGGGGUGAAGACUCUGAGAAAGAUUCUCACACUUCAGUCAUACCUCGCUCUGAUUAUGAUGAUCUGGCGAUCCAUCGUGAAGAGCUCCAGGACCGGGACCAUGAGGAUUCCCGAAAGCAACAUGAAGGCGAAUUGACCGAGCAACAGAUUACGGAGAGAAUACAUGAAGUGAACCGCGAGAGGCAGAGAGUGACAGAAGUAUAUCGAAGGGACCAAGGAGGACUCGAGAGACAGACUGGAGCAGACAUAGUGCGUCGUCUAAGAGAGGAGCUCAAGGAGCAUCAAAAGACAGGAGUGAUCAGGCAACAGCAAGCGGAUCCACAGAAACAGCUCGACGCGGAGCUACGAGGACGGCUAAGAGAGGAGGUGGUUGGUGAACACGAGUCCGAUCCCCUGCAACUACAGGGGACGGUUUCGCAAAGACGGGAGCGAGAUUCGGAGCCGGAAGCCCCACCGGAGUCCACGACGGAUGUACAACGAGAAGCACCGGGUCGGUCACGAUCCUCACCUGUCAGGGCUCGACUUCAUAAGCAACCGGUGCCCUGUUUUGAUGGUGACGCAAAUUUCUCCGGAAAACCGAUAGACGAGCCCGAUCAUUCCCCGGCGGUCGGGGAGAGCUCCCUCACAGCAGUUCCUAGGAGCGACCUUCCGUUGCUUGACGAAGGAGGAAUUCCGGAGGAACGGUUCGAUAAAGAGCGCCCCUACCGCCGAGAACGGAGUAGAAGUCCACAUUCGGUUCGUGACGCACAAAUCGCGCUCGGAAGUAAUCUUCCAGUCAGUUGCACGAAAACUCGCGCGGUUGAGCGAGCCGCCACCGAACCUCAUCAGUCCCGGAAGACGGCGCAAGGAGAUGAGGGUCUUCCGACCGACCAACGAAGUCAUUCUGCAUACGACGAAGGGGUUGCCAUCGUUGACGGUGGCGCGAGUGAUGCGGCGUUGGUCACCCCGAAAGCACCGGUGGCUCAUCGAGAAAUGCCGAACGAGUCGACAUUGGGACCGACAUCGCCGGAAUCUUUCAACGACUGGUAUGAAAGUGAUGGCAAUUUUCUCGUGGGUGAUGGCGGAGAGGAUCAAGAGGGGAAUCCGAUCAAGAGAAAACCCUCGAAAAUUAUUCGUAAGAUAAAAGGGCUCUUCGAAAAUAAGAAAGCGGACGAGUCUCUGUCGCACGCCGGCGCUGAACGCAAAAGAUCCGAUCAGCUCGAGCCGCCUCCACCCAGUCCUCGAGAACCCACGACCCCCACGAAGAAAUCGAAGUUGGGUCAGUUUUUCAGUUUCAAUAAGAAAGAUGAGAGGCGGAAAGCAACGUCGCCCAUGCCUCUGGUAUUCGGACCCGCUGUCCAGGGUCCUGAAUCGAUCCCGGACGGCAUGCUCACAAAGGUAUUCAUGAGCAAACUGGCCCGAGACAAAAACGUCGAGCAACCUCCAACUCCAAAGACGGCACCCCCCUUGCUGAACUGUCGUGACUGGUCGCCGAGCACAGAAGACUUGACGAAAGUCGGAACAGGGAAGGAGAAGGAAUUCCUGAAGCCGUCUAAAUAUUUCGUACCGAAAAUUCCACCGUUCCAACCUCGCACCCAGCCCCUGGAACAAGUCGGUGAUGAGUCUCCUAUCGUUCAGCCUUCGGAAGCUCAUGGACUCCUCGCUCCUGAAGUUGCGGAGGCUCGAAACUCGCCUUACAGCUUGUGCCGGAAUCGCGGUAGCGUCAAGGGGGUCAGUCCGAGACGCACAUCGUUGGCAGACGACAACGUAGACAAUAUGUAUGAGGAACUCUUCGAGAAAGAACGCACUGGGAGCCUCUCAAGUCCACAGAAAGCAAUCGAUGAGGAUGUAGGACACGCAUUCGUUCGGAAGCCUUCGAAGAAAGCUGCGGCGAUACCUCCCGAAUUCCGCGCACCGAUCUACCAGCCUCUGAGGGAUGAGCCCGCGGGAGAUACACGGGUACCGUCAGAGCCGCAGCUGAUUCCCAGAGAAGCAUCUCCCCCAGCCUGUGAGGAAAUCGAGGAAGAAUUAAUCGAAGAAGAAAUCAUCGAAGAGGAGAUUAUCGACGAAUUCAUUAUUCCUAGCAGCCGGAACAGCAUUCAAGAACUGCGACCUUUGUUCAAGCAAGCUUGGAUGCUGAUCGAUCUCAUGACUCAAGACUUGAUCAAUGGAGUACCGUCCGAAGCCUGGGACGAGCUCCGGACAUUUUUCCUCAUAAUGAUCAGCAUGCUCGCUUUCCUCUACUUGCAAGGCGUACUCCAGUUCACCGGCAAAAAUCCAUUAGGCUUCCUGAUGGCGGUCUUCCGAGGAUUCCACAUAUUGCUCGGAUCUGCAAUCCGAGCAGGCAUGACGAUCCAUGAUGCUGUGGACGCUAUGUUGACCGACGCAAGCUCGAAGCUCGUCGCGGACACCUUGAAGGAAAUUUAG
This is a messenger RNA of Galendromus occidentalis (western predatory mite), 3015 nucleotides long. RefSeq lists its product as uncharacterized. The coding region runs from base 1 to 3015 and encodes 1004 amino acids. NCBI's taxonomy places the organism in Eukaryota, Metazoa, Arthropoda, Arachnida, Mesostigmata, Phytoseiidae. The record is from RefSeq and is a predicted model, not a curated record. The transcript is spliced from 4 exons.